Molecule: messenger RNA, 2054 nt
Organism: Sphaeramia orbicularis (orbiculate cardinalfish)
Lineage: Eukaryota; Metazoa; Chordata; Actinopteri; Kurtiformes; Apogonidae
Gene: gnat2
Product: guanine nucleotide binding protein (G protein), alpha transducing activity polypeptide 2
Exons: 9
Coding region: 188-1240 (350 amino acids)
Biological process (GO): detection of chemical stimulus involved in sensory perception of bitter taste; adenylate cyclase-modulating G protein-coupled receptor signaling pathway
Cellular component (GO): cytoplasm; photoreceptor outer segment; photoreceptor inner segment
Molecular function (GO): G protein-coupled receptor binding; GTP binding; GTPase activity
Source: RefSeq, a predicted model, not a curated record
ACUGAUCAUCUAAUUGAAAAGGGUCAACCAAGCCAGGACGGUCCAAGCGCCUCCCUCCCAAUCCCCUUCCGCUCGGAAAUCGCCUUUCAGCACGAUUAGUGCUUCACCCAGAUUCUCCUGCAGCUCCUCACAGAGAACUGUCAAAAUUUCCAUCUUAGAAGACCUCGAGUUUGCAGAGGCUGAAGGCAUGGGUGCAGGAGCUAGUGCGGAGGACAAAAAGUCCAAGGAGUUGGAAAAACAACUCCAGGAAGAUGCUGAUAAGGACUCUAAAACAGUCAAGCUAUUACUGCUUGGCGCUGGUGAGUCAGGGAAGAGCACCAUUGUCAAACAAAUGAAGAUUCUGCAUCAAGGUGGUUACACAAAAGAGGAACAAAUGGAGUUUAGGGCAAUCAUCUAUGGAAACAUCCUGCAGUCUGCUCUGGCCAUCAUCAGAGGCAUGGAGAUGCUGGGCAUUGAUUUCGGCUCACCCUCUGGACAGGAGGAUGCACAGAAGCUGCAGAACUUGUCGGACUCUAUUGAGGAAGGUACGAUGCCUUCUGAGCUGGCUGACGUUAUCAAGAAGCUGUGGGGUGACUCUGGUGUGCAGGCCGGCUUUGAGAGAGCUGCUGAGUACCAACUGAACGACUCCGCUGGAUACUACCUCAAUGAAAUGGACAGAAUCUGCAAGCCAGACUACCUCCCCACUGAACAGGAUGUGCUGCGAUCUCGAGUCAAAACAACUGGUAUCAUCGAAGAACAGUUCUCCUGCAAAGAGUUGCACUUCAGGAUGUUUGACGUGGGCGGACAGAGGUCAGAGAGAAAGAAGUGGAUCCAUUGUUUCGAGGGUGUGACCUGCAUCAUCUUCUGCGGAGCUCUCAGUGCAUAUGACAUGGUGCUGGUAGAGGACGAUGAAGUGAACCGCAUGCACGAGUCUCUCCAUCUAUUCAACAGUAUUUGCAACCACAGAUUCUUUGCACUGACCUCCAUCGUGCUUUUCCUCAACAAGAAGGAUCUCUUUGAAGAGAAGAUCAAGAAAGUCCACCUGAGCAUCUGCUUCCCAGAUUACGAUGGACCCAACACGUACGACGACGCCAGCAACUACAUCAAGACACAGUUCUUGGACCUGAACAUGAAGAAGGGUGUGAAAGAAAUCUACUCUCACUUGACCUGUGCCACAGACACAAAGAACGUGGAGAUUGUGUUCAAUGCUGUGACAGACAUCAUCAUCAAAGAAAACCUUAAAGAUUGCGGUCUUUUCUAAGCAGCUCCAGAGUGAACAGAGAACUUCCUUUCCUACCUUAACCCCUCACAUAUUGGCAUUAACUAAGAAGUGUACUGACAGGGCACAAGAGGAUCCUCAGUCUUUUGGGUUUAUGCUAUCACUUCCAUGCCAAGUCCUAGCCCUUGAUGAUUGCUCCUCACACAUCACCAUCUCUGAACAGUACAUCCCUGCAGCACAGAGAACAUCCAGCAGGGUUCAAACAUCUAUAACGUCACCAUAUUCUCACUGUGGACACAUGCAGAAGCUGCGUGUUUGAAGGUACGAAGAAGACGUAGUUGCUCACUCAAUCUUCACGGCUUCCUUUUAAUACUUUGGUGUGAGUAAUCUUUACUAUUAAAAUAAGGUCUGUAAAAUAAAUAAAAUAAAAGCAAUAAAACUUGGGGAAAAUAUAAAUAUUUUUAGCAGCAUUGCAUUCUUGUUUUUGUUUUUGAGUACAGUAGUCUCUGUGGUCUUGAUAUUUAAACUGUAAAAAGUUACUGUGUAAAUAUCGCAGAUAUUCACAGUGCUUGCAGUAUAUCCAGAUUACAAACCAAAUUGUACAUGUAUCUAAUCUAAAUAGUAUUAAUGUGUGCAAUUCACUUAACAUUUUAAUGUGAUGAAUAAAUUUCAGAAGGUCAAACAUGGUAGAGGAUCUUUGUACAUAAGAGUAGAUAAUUCAUUAUAUUUUGAAAGAUAAAUUAUUCAUGGAACCACUAGAGGGAUGAUGGUUUAUUAUGAAAAGGGAGUGAAAAUCUGCUGAGUUUGUCCUUUCUUAUGAAAUGUAGAGGCAUGAAAUAAAGAUGCAUUAACUUAA